This is a messenger RNA of Tripterygium wilfordii, 5964 nucleotides long. Its product is annotated as pentatricopeptide repeat-containing protein At5g55840. The record is from RefSeq and is a predicted model, not a curated record. Gene Ontology annotation, molecular function: protein binding. NCBI's taxonomy places the organism in Eukaryota, Viridiplantae, Streptophyta, Magnoliopsida, Celastrales, Celastraceae. The transcript has 4 exons. The coding region runs from base 58 to 3465 and encodes 1135 amino acids.
CUUUACAGAGAAGUAUUACUACACUACGAACAUUGCUGAUGAUCAAAGAAGUCACUCAUGUCUUUUCUUAGUUUCUCAGCAGCCAAAGGAAUCUCUCUGAUUCUGAAUGAAUUCUCAAAGUUCAGGUCCUUUCAUCAGAUGGGUUUCUCAAGUUUUAGCAGAAAGACAGUUCAAAAUAACCUUAGCAACCGAGCCACUGCAAUCAACGACAUAAAAGCCUCGGAUGUGGAGAAGAGUAUAUACACUCUCAUCACUAUAGACCGUUGGGAGUCACUGAACCGGAUGGAAUAUAGAUUGGCUUCGCUGAGGCCAGUCCACGGAAGACUAGCUUUGAAAUUUCUAGAUUGGGUCGUUACACAACCUGGUUUGGAACUCAAUCACUUGACACAUAUAUUUGCUAUUACUGCCCAUAUACUUGUUAGAGCUAGAAUGCAUGAAAGUGCCAAAAUAAUAUUAAAGCAAUUGUCUCAGAUGGGUAUUGGCUCAAACUCUGUGUUUGGUGCCCUAAUGGACACAUACCCUCUUUGCAAGUCAAACCCUGCAGUGUUUGACCUUCUAAUUAGAGUUUAUCUGAGGGAAGGAGUAGUUGGUGAUGCUGUAGGUACUUUUUAUUUGAUGGGUUUCCGUGGAUUUAAUCCAUCAGUACGUACUUGUAACAUGAUCCUAGGUUUGCUGGUGAAGGACAAGAGGUUCAAGAUGGUUUGGCCAUUCUUUAGGGAAAUGCUUGCUAGAGGGAUUUGUCCUAAUGUUUCUACUUUUAAUGUAUUGAUUAACAGUUUGUGUACGGAAGGGAAGAUUAAGAAUGCUGGUUAUCUUUUGAGAAAGAUGGAAGAGAGUGGUUAUGCUCCGAAUGUGGUUACCUAUAAUACUCUGCUCAAUUGGUACUGCAAGAAAGGGAGGUACAAAGCAGCCUUUGAGCUAAUUGAUCGUAUGACAUCUAAGGGCAUCGAAGCAGAUGUGUGUACCUUUAAUAUGCUUAUUGAUGAUUUAUGUAGAAACAGCAGGAGUGCAAAAGGUUAUGUAUUGUUAAAAAAGAUGAGGAAGAAGAUGAUAUCUCCAAAUGAAAUCACUUAUAAUACUCUUAUAAAUGGGUUUGUUAAGGAAGGGAAGAUGGAAGUCGCUACUCGGGUUUUUGAUGAAAUGUCAAAGUAUAAUCUUAGACCUAAUGGUGUUACUUACAACUCUUUAAUUGAUGGGCAUUGUGACAUCGGUAACUUUGAUGAAGCUUUUAGGCUUUUGGAUAUGAUAGAAGCAGUGGGACUGAAACCUAAUGAAGUCAGCUACGGGACUCUUUUGAAUGGACUGAGCAAGCAUGCAAAAUUCAAAUCAGCAAGCAUGCUUCUUGAGAGAAUGCGAAUGAAUGGGAUUGUUGUUGGUCAUAUAGCUUACACAGCAAUUAUUGAUGGGCUUUGCAAAAGGGGAUUGCUUGAUGAAGCUAUGCAGAUUCUUAAUAAGAUGUUUGAGGAUGGAGCGACUCCAGAUACCAUCACAUUUUCUGCACUUAUAAAUGGGUUCUGCAUUCGGGGGAAGAUGAAGAAAGCCAAGGAGUUGAUGUGUGUGAUGUAUAAAUUUGGCUUUAUGCCAAACCGUAUAAUUUACUCCACAUUGAUCUACAAUUAUUGCAGUAUGGGAUGUGUUACAGAAGCCCUGAAAGUAUAUGCAGUUAUGAAUCAAACUGGCUUUGACGCUGACCAUUUUACGUGUAAUUUGUUGGUUGCUUCUCUAUGCAAAGUUGGUAUGGUAGGAGAUGCAGAAGAUUUCAUGCAUCACAUGAAUAGGAUUGGUCUAAUGCCUAACUGUAUCACUUUUGAUUGCCUUAUAAAUGGCUAUGGAAGUUCAGGUGAUGGGUUAAAAGCAUUCUCUUUGUUUGAUGAAAUGAUUAAGUUAGGUCAAGAGCCAAGUUUUUUCACAUAUACCAGUCUACUUAAAGGACUAUGCAAGGGUGGAAGUUUGGGGGUGGCAAAAGAAUUUUUGGGUAGAUUGCAUGAUAUUCCUUUUGCUGUUGAUACCGUUGUCUACAACACAAUUCUUGCUGAGACAUGUAAAACUCAGCAUUUGAAUCAAGCGGUGGCCCUUUUUGAUGAAAUGGUCCAAUACAACGUGCUACCUGAUGCUUACACAUAUUCUAGCCUUCUUUCUGGGCUAUGUAGGAAGGGAAAAGUGGUGGCUGCUUUUCUUUUGUUUGGGAAGGCGAUGGAAAGGGGAACUUUAUGUUUGAAUGAGGUAAUUUAUACAUCUUUGGUUCAUGGUCUUUUCAAAGCUGGCCAAUCAAAGGCUGCUUUGUAUCUUUAUGAGGAGAUGGAGAACAGAGGAUACUAUCCUGAUACGGUAACACUCAAUGUGGUUAUUGAUGGAUUCUCGAGAAUGGGGAACAUGGUGAAAGCAAAUAAACUUUUAUCGAGAAUGAGGAGUGGAGGUUUGCGCCCUAGUCUUGCCACGUAUAAUAUUCUCUUGCAUGGGAAUUCAAAGAAAAAAGAUUUAGUGGGAUGCUCCGCAUUAUACAAGAUCAUACAGAAGAAUUUUAUACCUGACACAUUAACGUGCCAUUCUCUAGUUCUUGGACUCUGUAAGGCUGGUAUGCUUGACGUCGGUGUCAAAAUCUUCAAAAGGAUGAUACUGGAAGGUACUGUAGUUGAUCAAGUUCUUUUUAACGUGCUCAUUGCCAAAUGUUGUGAAACUGGUCAGGUGGAGAAGGCGUUUGAUCUAUUGAAUGUGAUGAAUUCAUUGGGAAUUUCUCCUGACGUGGAUGCCUACAAUGCCAUUCUUAAUGGGCUCAACAGAAUUUCUGCUCUGCAACAUUCCCGUAUAAUUUUGAAUGAAAUGACAGAGAGAGGUAUCACACCCAAGUGUAAUCAGUUUACCACUGUAAUCAAAGCCAUGUGUAGAUCGGGUGAUAUGCAAGGAGCUUUCAGGCUAAAAGAUGAGAUGGAGGUACUAGGUGUAGGUUCUCGAGAUGUUUCUGAAAGUGCUUUGGUAAGAGGGCUUGCUCACAGUGGGAAGGUUGACGAAGCAAUGCUGGCUCUUGAUUGCAUGAUUCGCAUGCGGCGGGUUCCAACUAUAGCUACUUUUACAACUCUUAUACACAUGUUUUGCAAGAGAGCUAAUCUGUCGCAGGCUCUACAGUUGAGGGCAGUGAUGGAGCAUUGUGGUUUGAAGCUGGAUAUUGUUGCAUACAAUGUUCUCAUAUCAGGCCUUUGUGCCACUUGUGAUGUUGUUGCUGCAUUUGGACUUUAUGAAGAGAUGAAACAAAGGGGUCUGUUGCCCAGCUCCACCACUUAUAUUGUUCUCAUGGAUUCUAUUUCCAGUGAGAUGAAUUCUCUUGUUAAGGGUGAAAGGCUUUUGGAGGAUUUACAGGAAAGGGGCUUGUUGCACUGGGAGUGGGAUGGAAGCACCCAACAUUUGCAUGAUGGCUUGAUGAAUGCCAUCAAAAGGUUGAAGUCCUUACGGAGCAACAGAAGAAAAUAAGACAUAAUUUUGUUACAGAACAUUAUAUUUCUACCGCCACAUGAGGCAUAGUGUGCUAUGCCGGAUCUCCUUUUUCUUGACGUUUUCUGAUGCAAGCGAGCCUUGGUCUUCUUGAGUUUUUUGGUUUGUUUUAAUCUAGCACGACUUGGCUACCUGUACAAUGUAAGUAUAUUUCUUAGUGUGUAUUUUUUGCGUUUAUUUUUAGUUUUUUGACUAUGGUGCUCAAUGGUUUCACUGUUCUAUCUUACAGUUGUAUUUUCUUUGCUAGCAGCUGCUUCUUCCUUUUUUUUUCCUCUUACCUACAAAGGAUCACAACGAUGCUGGAGAUGAUGUCAUCUGAUGUCCGGUUCUCCAGGGUGAGGAUGAGUAGGCGAGGAGUACUGGAGUACACACUUCCAACAUGGGAGACAAUGGCUUGAGUCUCUGUAGAAAGAAAGAACCUGUAAUUUUACUGAUGCUUGAAGUGAGGGGAUGCUUCAAGUGUACUGCCCAGGGUUUGGUAUGUGAACAGCAUUGGGUUUCCAUUCUAAAAAAGAAGAAUUAGGGAUAAUCAGGCUCCAACUGAUGACUUCCACCACGUCAAGGUGACACUCUACCGUUGAGUUAUAUCCUUUCCUUUGCCCCCCAUCGAGAAAUAGAAUUGACUCAUUCUAAGGCAAAGGGUUGAUAAACUCAACGCCACUAUUCUUGAACAAUCAAACAACUUGGAGUCGGGCCUUCUUUUCGCACUAUUACGGAUACGAAAAUAAUGGGAAAAACUGGAUUCGAUUGUCAACCAUCUCUCUUUGUUCUCAUGGUUGUUUUUUUUCAAUUCCAUUGCUCAUCAGGAAGUAUCUGCAUUGCAUCUAACACUGAUUUUUUAUUUGAUGUAAGGUGCAGACUUGUAUUAAUGGUGGCAAAAAGCUUCUCUGUUUUUUGAGGACUGUAUUGUUACCUGGCUGCCUAGAGCCCUUUCCAUGUAAGUAUGCAAAUCAACCUCUUGUGUUUCAGAGCCUCACUCCUGAGUUUCCCCAAGGAUAUUUGGAUGGCUGUAUAGGACAAUCAGAAAUGUUAAAGUGUUCAAUUUUUGUAUGUUCUGCUCAUUAAAGAUUCCACUUGAUGUGCUUUAUUGUGGCUGGAGACUGGUGAAACGGGAAUUGGCUGGUAGGAGCAGUUUCAUGGACAUUUCUGUGAGCAUUUUGAAAACAAAGCAGAAGAAAAUUUUAUUGGAAAUGUAAGAAGCUGCUAGAGUUGUGGCAGAUGUUUUCAAUUUUGUCAACCUAUCAGAAGUCGCUUGCUGUGUUGUAACGGUAUCCUAUAUACCUGAAGUUGUACCGCUUGAUAAUUGGGCCCAAUGAAAUGUGGAUGAAUUCUUCGGUGGGAUCCAAAUGCUCUCUUGGAGUCAUGCAGUUUGAGCAUUGUCAAAAGAGAAGGUAUAUUCACCAAGGAACCUUGGCAAUUGUUGUCAUGUCGAUGUUGUCUAGCAAAAGUAUCGUUAACGAUAUUGAAAGUGAGUUUCAGCCUAUGGAGGUACUAUGUAAAACUCUUGCCAUGCAUCUGGACUGACCUAUUUAUGACAAGGGACAUGCCUCACUCCAAUUGAAGAAUAGGUGUUACAUUUAUCAUUCUUCUUAUCCUUGUAACAGAGACAGGGUUCGUUAUUUAUGGCCAUGCGAUUGGAACACUUGUUAGUCUCACGAGUAAUAAUAUUGUUCUUGAGCUUAGUUACUGUUGGAAGGAAUGCACUAAGAAGCCAUCUGCAUCAGAGGGCCAUCUGAUCUCAUGUUACUUGUAGCAAUAUUGUGUCUGUCCAGAUCCCAUGAGCAACAAUUCACGUGAUAUAGUGGUGGAUGAAGUCAGAGGAAGGAGGAAAAUUGGUGGACAAGCUAUUCUUGAAUUGGAGUAAGGCAUAAUCCUUGUUAUGAAAAAGCUGUUCGGAAAGUGUGGCAGGAUGUGUGAUUUAGUGCCUCGAUAGGCUGAUCCUGUCUCUCAUGAUGUUACGAGAGGAGUAGUCGGAGAUGAUAAAGGUUCCUUUUUUUAUGUGCAUUUUCAUGAGCUUGAAGCCACUGGGAUGGACAUGGAAUUGGCUGACAGAUCACUUUAUGAAGACUGCUACAGAUUUUUGAAGCACUGCAGCUGUCUCUAACAAAGAAGAGGACAUUUCUUGUACACUUGACAGAAGUUGAAGAAGCACCCUCUUGUCUUGGUCUUAUUAUUAGUCUCUGAACUUUCAGAUUGGAUAUGUUGGUCUCGAUUAGGGUUGUACCCUGUAAAGAUGUCCAAGUUGCUGGAUUGUCCCUCAUUGCAUGCGAGUAUGUCAUGGUUUGCUUACAUAUCUAGCAGCUACACUUCAGGCAACCACUAGUAACACUAUCAUGUUGCCUCCUUAUCAUGUCAAAGACUAUUUUUUGUUUAGGCACAAGGUUAAGAGAUCAUUUGAACUUUAGUGAUCAAAUUUUGCUAUUCACUCAUGAAUGAAUACUUCACGCUCUAACGUGGCUCGAUUAGGGUAUUCAUCCA